Molecule: messenger RNA, 4248 nt
Organism: Brassica napus (rape)
Lineage: Eukaryota; Viridiplantae; Streptophyta; Magnoliopsida; Brassicales; Brassicaceae
Product: sulfate transporter 1.1
Exons: 12
Coding region: 909-2909 (666 amino acids)
Biological process (GO): transmembrane transport
Cellular component (GO): membrane
Molecular function (GO): secondary active sulfate transmembrane transporter activity
Source: RefSeq, a predicted model, not a curated record
UUGGGACCAACGGAAUAUAUUAAUUUAUAGAGAUUAUUAAUUUAUCGAGUAUUAAUUUAUAGAUAUUAUUAAUUUAUCGACGAAAUGUAUUUUCAAAAACUACAUUUCAUAUAUUUUCUCAUCACUGAAAUUAUCUCAUUCAUACACGUAUGUGUUUUUUAAAAGAGAAAUAUGCCAAAUGUAUACCAUAAAUUCCUUUAACUAUUAAUUUAAAUAUAACCUGUUAUAGACUUAUAGUAUGUAUGAUGUUACAUUUUUUAAAAAUCUUUUAAACAUGAUAAUACUGAUAUAUUUGGGAAUAUUCUUAUGAUGCUUAGGUUCAACCGAUUGACCAACUUUCCAAACUCACCUUCUAUCAACCGUUUUUUUACCAUGGAAUUGGUUAGACGGCCGAGUUUUAGAACAUGACUUUAAUGUAUAAUUAGUGUGUAUUUUCUUGAACCAGCAUUUUAGUUUAUAAUAUUUUGUAUAUUUUGAACCAGCAUUUUAUUUUAUUGUAUAUUUAGUAUGUUGGUGUCUAUCUUCAGAGAGUAUAAAUUAUCAAAGUCAACCUUCCGCUCAUAAAUUUCUCCCAGUGUCAAAUUAAAGUAUACAACUCAAAUAUUGUGAAACAUUAUGAUCAUAUUUUUUAAAAUAUAUGUUGGCUAUAGUUGAAUUUAUCAAAUGAAACAUGUUUACUCUAACAAGUAAAAUGAAAACCAAGCUGUGAUGAUCUUGAGAGUUGACCUUCGAAUAUUUCACAGCUAUAUAAAGGACAUAGCAAAACUCUAAUUCCUCCUCAAGCAAAUCAACAAUUUCUCCAAACUAAUAAUAUCAUCCUUCGUCUAAGGUAAAAAACUAAACUAUAAACACAUAACGAGCUUAUAAUUUAUUUAUUAUUUGCGAGAAAUUUCUUUUUUUGAUAAAUAAUGUUUAUUAAUGGUAAAAAAUGCAGGCAGCUAAUUAAAUUCAAAUUUUCAACAAUGGCCAAGACUAAUCCGCCGGACGGAGGAGGGUCCGAUGCAAAUGAAAAUACAUCCGUUCGUCACAGAGUGGCACGUCCUCCGAAGGAGGGUUUGCUAAAGGAGUUCAAGUCGGUGGUUCAAGAAACGUUCUUCCACGAUGCGCCUCUGAGGGAUUUUAAGGACCAAACAGCAUCUAAGAAGGUGUUGCUCGGGAUCCAAGCUGUCUUCCCAAUCAUUGGAUGGGCUAGAGAGUACAAUCUUCGAAAACUUAGAGGAGAUGUCAUUUCUGGUCUCACCAUUGCUAGUCUUUGUAUCCCUCAGGAUAUUGGAUAUGCAAAGCUCGCGAAUUUGGAUCCAAAAUAUGGACUUUAUUCAAGCUUCGUGCCACCACUGGUGUAUGCGGGCAUGGGGAGUUCUAGAGAUAUUGCGAUCGGACCAGUGGCGGUGGUGUCUCUUCUACUUGGCACUCUUUGCCAGGCCGUGGUCGACCCGAAUGAGCAUCCCGAGGAAUAUCUCCGCCUUGCCUUCACCGCCACUUUCUUUGCUGGCGUUUUCGAAGCUGCCCUUGGUUUUCUCCGGUUGGGAUUCCUGAUAGACUUUCUGUCACAUGCGGCUGUGGUUGGGUUCAUGGGAGGAGCAGCCAUUACAAUUGCUCUCCAACAACUUAAGGGCUUUCUUGGCAUCAAGAAGUUCACCAAGAAAACUGAUAUUGUUUCCGUCAUGCACUCGGUAUUCGGGGCUGCUCGUCACGGGUGGAAUUGGCAGACUAUUGUCAUUGGUGCCAGUUUCUUGACAUUCCUUCUUGUCGCAAAAUACAUUGGGAAGAAGAACAAAAAACUCUUUUGGGUUCCGGCAGUUGCUCCUCUUAUUUCCGUCGUUGUCUCCACUUUCUUUGUCUUUAUAACUCGUGCGGACAAACAAGGAGUCCAAAUUGUGAGGCAUAUAGAUCAAGGAAUCAAUCCGAUUUCAGUUGGUAAGCUUUACUUUUCCGGAAAAUAUUUUACCGAAGGAAUUCGAAUUGGGGGCGUUGCUGGUAUGGUAGCCCUAACGGAAGCUGUAGCCAUUGCAAGAACGUUUGCCGCAAUGAAAGACUAUCAAAUCGAUGGAAACAAAGAGAUGAUCGCAUUGGGUACUAUGAACGUUGUUGGUUCACUCACUUCUUGUUACAUUGCCACAGGUUCAUUCUCGCGAUCUGCCGUAAACUACAUGGCGGGAUGCCACACAGCUGUUUCAAACAUUGUGAUGGCCAUAGUGGUAGCUCUAACAUUAGUGUUCAUCACACCGCUCUUCAAGUACACGCCAAACGCCAUCCUCGCAGCAAUCAUUAUAUCAGCCGUCCUUGGUCUUAUUGAUUUUGACGCAGCAGUCCUCAUAUGGAAGAUCGAUAAACUCGACUUCGCGGCUUGCAUGGGAGCUUUCUUCGGAGUUGUUUUCGUUUCAGUCGAAAUCGGUCUCUUGAUUUCCGUGGUGAUAUCGUUUGCGAAGAUUCUGCUGCAAGUGACGAGACCAAGAACAGCGGUUCUAGGGAAGCUUCCAAGGACGAAUGUGUAUCGGAACACUCUACAGUAUCCAGAUGCUGCCAAAAUUCCCGGAAUCUUGAUCAUUCGCGUUGAUUCUGCCAUCUACUUUUCCAACUCCAACUAUGUCCGAGAAAGGAUUCUAAGAUGGUUGCGAGAAGAAGAAGAAAAAGCUAAAGCAGCAGACAUGCCGGCAAUCAAGUUUCUAAUUAUUGAGAUGUCACCGGUUACAGAUAUUGAUACCAGUGGUAUCCACUCCAUUGAAGAGCUUCACAAGAGUCUUGAAAAGAGACAAAUCCAGUUGAUUCUUGCAAAUCCCGGACCAGUGGUGACUGAGAAGCUUCAUGCUUCUAAGUUUGCUGAUGAGAUUGGGGAGGAGAACAUCUUCCUUAGCGUUGGCGACGCGGUCGCAAUUUGUUCUCCUAAAUUGGCUGAGCAACAAGCAUAAUAAGGAGCUGAACUAAACCUUCACCAACCAUUGUUUUGAUUUGUGUGUGUGUGUGUGUGUUUUUUUUGAGAGAUAUAUGAUAAUUUGUGCAACAUAUGGUUCUUAAGUUUGACUCCUUCCACUGUUAUUUUCUCUCGUGUUUGUGUUUGAUAUGAGAUGAUAAAUAAAUUGUACUUCCAACUUAUGUCGACGAUUAUGUGUUUAAUCUAUUUUAUGUUGUUUUAUACUCGCCGAUAGUGUUUUGUUAUUUAACUAAUGAGUAUCUAUGAAAAGUUCAACUUCCCGAUAAUGAAAUAAUCUAUGAGUCUAUGAGUCUUUUCACUUUGAAUACCAAUAAUGUAUGUGUUGUAUUUGGAAUCCUUGGGUCCGGAUACUCCAAAGCAUGUUGUCUUAAAGAGAGACUGAACACUAACCAAUUAAUAUUAUUAUUUGUAGUUAUAGCAGAAAAGCUACCUAUAUUAUAAGUAGUUUUUAUAUUUAUAUGUUAUAUUUUGUUAUACUGGAUUAGAUAUAAGAAACCAAGAGACGGUCAGCAGAAGUCUCAAUCGUAAAGAAAACCCAAACAACCUAACUUAUCAGAUAUUAUAAGCAUCAAUCUCGUCCUAGUUCAUCAUCGUUUCAAUUAACUAAUUGGCACUUGUUUAAUAUGAUGAAAUUUAUGUGAAAAACUGACAGCUAGGCACUGUUCACAAAGCCGCUUAAGAGGGCAAAUACAUCGCAGACUGUUUCACCUAAAUAAUACUACAGAACACAAAAAGAAACAAUAAUAUCUGGAUAGAAAGAAAACCUAGUCCAUGUCCAAUAAAAGAACCAAAAUCUACAUAAUAUUUGGGUGGACUUUCUCCACCUUCACCAAAAGGCAGAAAUUAGGUGGUUUGAUGGUCAGGCCAAUUCUAUAAUAAAACAGUAUUUAUAUGAACGUGCAAGUUAAUAAAGAUAACAUUGUGAAUUCGACAAUAAGAUUCUACAACAACCUUAUUUUUAAAAACUUUUGUAUACCUACCUAAUAUUGGUUCAGUUUAUGCAUAUUCCACAAAAUAUAAAUACUGUUUUAUGAUCCAAUAUUUAGGUAUUGAUCCAAUACUUUUGUAUUCAACAUUUUUCGUUUAUGGCAUUUAAAAUAUAAAUAUUUUUGAUGCUAUGAUCAAUGAUAUUCAUCGAGAAAGACAAAUAUUUAGGUCUUGGUCCAAUACCAAUACUUUAGGUAUUGAUCCAAUACUUUUGUAUGAAGAAUAAGCCAGCGAGCACACACAGCCCCCGGAGACAACAGCUAAAGGAGAAAAUAAACUUCCCUAGGGAAACUAACUUGCCUCGUUGUGUCUCCUUGUCUGAAGAGAUC